Molecule: messenger RNA, 423 nt
Organism: Sipha flava (yellow sugarcane aphid)
Lineage: Eukaryota; Metazoa; Arthropoda; Insecta; Hemiptera; Aphididae
Exons: 3
Coding region: 1-423 (140 amino acids)
Source: RefSeq, a predicted model, not a curated record
AUGGACUGGGAUAGCAAAUUAUGUUUUGAAUUAAUUGAAGAAUAUCGACUUAAUGAAGUGCUAUGGGACCCACAAAAUCCAUCGUAUUUUUUCAAAAAUGCGAAAUUCGAUGCGUGGUGUUCUAUUUCGAAAAAACUAAAUAAAGACGUCGAAGAGGUAAAAAAGAAAAUGCUUAGUUUACAAGGAUCAUUUCGCCGAGAAAAGGCAAAAAUAAAAAAUAGCAUUGGGACUGGAAAAGGAGCCAACGAAAUUUACCAAUCAAAAUGGUUCAAAUAUGAAUCAAUGGUGGCAUUUUUAAGAGAUCGUGAUGACCCAAGGAGCACAAUUAGUAGCGAAAAUCUCUACGACACUAUUAACACCAUACUAUUAAGUAAUAUCAUUACUACACAUCAAUAUCAUACUAGUAUUUAUAAUCAAUGGUAA